Ziziphus jujuba (common jujube) is the source of this 1847-nucleotide messenger RNA. RefSeq lists its product as uncharacterized. The record is from RefSeq and is a predicted model, not a curated record. Lineage: Eukaryota; Viridiplantae; Streptophyta; Magnoliopsida; Rosales; Rhamnaceae. Gene Ontology annotation, biological process: amino acid transmembrane transport.
UGCUGUGGACACGCUCUCUGUCUGUCUGUCUCUCUCUCUCUCUCUCGCUCUCUGUUUCUGUGAGCAAGUCUCUCUCCCAGCUGAAACACAUAAAGAAGACUGAGGGACAAACUCAACACACUCAAGAAAAGACAUGGCAUUUUUGUCUUCACCUACUUGCUUCCAUAUUCCACUUCCUGUUACUCCAUCUUCAUCUUCUUCCAGAAAACAGCUCCUAAAGUGUCUGGAUUUUCCCAAGUACCAUAACAACCAUGCACUCCUAAAGUGGACCUUCACACACCGAUCCUCUUCCUAUGAUCCUGUGGUUCCUGCUCCAAGAAACCACUUCAAAUGCUUCUCAAGGAGGCAACUUCAAUCCGAUGAUUCUGAAUUUGAAUUCGAGAGACUCUUUUCCAACCUCAACCAAGCCACAUUGAAAAGAGAACCCGGAAGUUUAUCGAGUGCAAUAUUCCUUGUAGCUGGAACAACGGUAGGUGCUGGAAUCCUUGCAAUACCGGCUGUUACUCAAGAAUCUGGAUUUCUAGCUUCUGCAGUUAUUUGUAUCCUGUCUUGGGUUUUCAUGGUUGCAACGGGGCUGCUAGUUGCUGAAGUAAAUGUAAACACUAUGUGCGAACUUGGUUCUGGUGGUGUUUCGUUGGUAUCGAUGGCCAUGAGGACUUUGGGGACAGUUGGAGUUCAAAUUGCUUGUUGGUCAUACAUUUUUAUACACUAUGCACUCCUUGUUGCCAUAUUUUGACAAAUAUCUCGUUCUUCAGAUAUUUUGACAAAUUUUCUCGGCAUUCCACUAUGGGAAAGUGCGACCUUGUUUUCAUUGGUUUUGGGAGGCAUAUGCUACUUUGGGAGCCAGCGCUUACUUGGUGCAUUUAAUGGGGCUCUAGUACUGGGAAUUAUUGUUUCUUUUGCAGCUCUUGUGGCAGUUGCAAGUGGUGAUCUGCAUUGGGAAGCACUUCUAAAAGCCAACUUUCAAGCUGCUCCUAUGAGCAUACCCAUAAUUGUGCUUUCAUUUGUCUACCAGAAUGUAGUGCCCGUUCUUUGUACGAAUCUUGAAGGAAACCUGUCAAAAAUAAGGACUGCAAUUGUUCUAGGCACAGCUAUACCACUUGUUUUAUUUCUUGUAUGGAAUGCUGUUAUUCUUGGAACCAUCACAAAUCUUGAAAUGGCCUCUGAUAAGAUUAUAGAUCCAUUAGAACAACUGAGAUCUUCAAAUGGAGCUGUAGGACCUAUAGUUGAGGUGUUCUCGCUUCUUGCAAUUGCAACAUCAUACAUUGGAUUUGUAUUGGGUCUUUCAGACUUUCUUGCUGAUUUGCUAAAACUACCAUCUGGUGACAGAACACCUCUGCCAUACCUUCUAACUUUGUUUCCACCAUUGGCACUUUCACUUCUAGACCCUGAAAUAUUUUUCAAAGCACUGGACUUUGCUGGAACCUACGGAGUAUUGUUGCUGUUUGGAAUUCUUCCGGCUGCAAUGUCAUGGUCCGAUAGAUACUCAUCUCCAUCUCCAUCUCUGAAAUUACCCCAGUUGGUUCCCGGAGGAAGAGUCACACUUUCACUUAUUAUCGGAGGUUCAGGAUUUGUCAUUUUCUCCGAAUUACUAGGCAAGUUUGGGCAUUCAUAAGUACCAUUCCAAGAAAUGGAAUGACUAGGUUUGGUUUAAAGUUAUAGAGGUCUGAAAACAGCUUCUCUAAAGAUAUAAAAAUUCAAUCAUCCAUUGCUUCUAAGAAAAUUCUGACUCUUGAAUUGCAUUGCCUGACAAUUGAGAAUACAGAAAAUCCAUGACGAAAUCCACAUAUUUAUGUACUGAAUAGUUGAAUUUUCAAGAGCUUGGUAAAAGUUACAGGUUUCAUUUC